This is a messenger RNA of Lytechinus pictus (painted urchin), 4254 nucleotides long. RefSeq lists its product as uncharacterized. Lineage: Eukaryota; Metazoa; Echinodermata; Echinoidea; Temnopleuroida; Toxopneustidae. The coding region runs from base 182 to 1066 and encodes 294 amino acids. The transcript has 8 exons. The record is from RefSeq and is a predicted model, not a curated record.
AACCAUAAGAGACAGCUUUAUUCGUGGCCUGAGCUGUCCAGGAAUAGAUGCUUGGAUUUGAUGUUCACUAUCAUCAAUUAAUAUUUGAUUGGGUCUGAGAGAGGAUCAUCAAAUCAAUUACAUUAAGAUAUAUUUGAAGGUCCGAUAAUUGAAUCUGAGAGGUAGAGUGAUUAAGAUCAAAAUGACUUCAAUAAAGAUGCCAUCCAAAGAGGAACCCAUCCCAUCACUCCCAACAUCAGGAAGCACCAGACAACGCCCUCCAUCAUAUGAAUUCAAUCCAUCUCUAGCUGCUUUAAGAGAUCCAGAAUGUGAGGAUACAUCAUCUACUGGUAUCUCUAUUCGGAUGACUGGUAUGUUCCAUAUCAUCUUUGGUAUAGCAAUUGUCUUAGCUGGUAUCAUCGCUAUCAGUAUUGAAUGUCGUCUGUCUUACUAUGCUGUACCAGUAUGGGCCGGUGUAUUGUGUUACAUAACUACUGGGAUUAUUGGAAUCCGAGCAUACUACAAGAAAAUGACAAAGGGAAUGACGACAUCUUACAUGGUGAUGUGUACAUGUUCAUCCAUCCUUUCUGGAGUGGUAUUCGUCAUGUAUAUCAACGUCGCUCUUGAAGAAAGCUACGCUUAUACCUGCUUCUCAGAUCAUUUCUGUCGAACUCAGCGUGUACGAACGAUCGUGGAUAUCGUAAUCGUAUUGCUAUCAUUUUGUGAGUUAGCUGUAGCGAUCACCGGUGCAUCAUUGACUUGCUGUAGAAUCUGCGAUUGCUGUAAACCAAAGAAUGCUGUUAAUAUGGUGUACUAUAAUAAUCAGUCUGGUCGAGUGAUACCACACUUCGCAGGGGCCCCCUCUGGUCAGACGAUGAUGGUACAAGCAGGUACCUACCAAUCCCCUGAGAUGACCCCCUCUCAGAUGGUAGCUGCACCCCACCCUAACGAUGCGGCUCAGAUGACAGGUGUAGUGGUUACUACUCAAUCUAGCCCUAUCCAUACUACCACUGGGUCAUUUAUCUCAGGCAUCACAGACCCCACCCCUCCCAUAACAUCAGGAGGAGAAGGAGAGAUUCAAUUGUAAAAAAAUAUAUAUCUCCUCUUUGGAUAUGUGCAAUUUGGUAAAUGGUGAAUUAGCGUUAUCACAUUUUUGUCAUGCGACAAUUGUUAUUGUCUGAACUGGUAAUUUACCUACUUUAAAUAAUCUCUUUUGGUCGGGGAUUUUUAAGGCAUGUCUAAGUCUUCUAGGCAUGUCUAAGUCUUCUAGGCAUGUCCUUUAUAUCAGACUAAAUCUGAUAUCUGAUCCACAGUAUUACAAAUAUAGGAAAUAUUGCCCAAAGCUUAAAAUAUUAUGGAAUAGAAAUAAAGUCUGAUCACAGGAACGAUAUCUUGACUUUUCUUCAUCAUGUUCAUAAUACCAGGCGUAUCAAUGCAAACAAAUGAGCAUCAGCGCAAGCAAAACUCCCCCCCCCCCCACGUAAAAGUUUUACCCCUUUUCAGUCAGCAAUGAAGAGGGGCACCCCUAUGAUGCUCAAUCGCCCCUAGUGAGUAGCGUUGUCAACAGUCUGUGUCAUAUCCCAAGAUACAUGUCUUUGAGAUAGUACCUCAUUUAAGGUCCCUUUGUUUACACCCUUAAUCAAGCGAAGAGAAACUUUAGAAAGACGAAUGUCAUGAAUGUGGUGGACCAUCUUAGUCAUCUUACUCAUGUUGAUUCAAAGUUAUACAGUGCGUCCCACAAAAAACGAAACCGAGAUUUAUCGAUGAUUUAUUAUAACUAAAUCACAAAUACAAUAGACAAAUGACCUACCAUUGUAAAGCUUAGAAUCUCCUCUUUCAUCUGAAAUUAAGAUUAUUUCUCAUUCACGCAUGAGUGAGCAAAAACAAUUUGAAGAGGGGAUACCAAAAAGUCAUUUGGCGGGCUGUAUAUGGGUUUCAAAACAAAAACCACAUUUUUAAAAAGUUCAAUAUCUGCUCUUUAAUUUGAUACCUCAAUUACAGAAAAUGGUCAAGAAAUAACAAAGUUCUGGUUAUUUGAAAUAAGGCUUGAUUUUCAAUAAUUUUAUUAAAUGAAGAGGUUUUACAGGCUAGCGUUCCAACUCACUCGACACUCCGUUUUGUUGACGAUCAGCCAUGCAUCAAGUCUUUUGUUAACCGUGCGAUAGCUUCUGUGGGAAACCGGUGAAAACAUGGUGAAAUUAUGGAAAUACAAGCAUCGUUUCGAGGGAACAUAACUUUUUCACUUCUGGACCAUUUUUUUUUAUUAAGGUAUCAAAUAAAAGAGCAGAUAUUGAACUUUUUAGGCAUGUGAUUUUCUUUAUGAAAUUCAGAUACCCCCGCCAAAUGAGUUUUUGGUAUCCUUUCUUCAAAUUGCUUUGCUCACUCAUGCAUGAAUGAGGAAAAAUCUAAGUAAUAUCGGAUGAAAGAGGACAUUCUAAGCUUUACAUUGAUAGGUCAUUUGUCUAUUGUAUUUAUGAUUAAGUUAUGAUAAAUCAUCGCUAAAUCUCGGUUUCGUUUUUUGUGGGACGCACUGUAUAAUUCUACUAUUAUUAUCUGUAAGCGGAUAUACCGACACGUAUUAUUAUACCAUUGCUCUCUGUUAGGUCUCACAUCACUCUUCUUCCAGACAUACAUAAUGUAUUCUGCACCAUAAAUAAAGUUCAACUUCGAAAGGCAAAAUGUGUUGCAGAGAAUGUCAAACCAAAACAUGUUUGGGAUAUCAUGCAAGCCUUAAAUCCCCAAAUAACGAUCAAUAGUUAUUUGUCUAGCAUAAACUAAGUGGUAUGUUCUCUGUUCGGGUGUUAGAAUGGUGAAAUUUGAAAAGUAUAGGCCCUAUAGUUUAAUUUGCAAUAUCUUCAUCUAUCUAGCUAUGUUGAGAUGAAUAAGUUCUUUUUCAAUUUCAAAUAGAAGCAGUCGGAAGCCGUCAUCUAUAAUUCAUUGAAAUCGUCACCUUGUGUAAUUAUUCUUUUCUUAUCAUAUCGAAAUUCAUGAAUAAUCACGAUUUAUUUCAAUUUUAUUUAGUUGUUUGAGUUCUUUUGCUAAGACAAACAUUUCAUCAAAACCGAUAAAUGAAUAAUGAUAAUGUCUGUAGUACUCAUAGAGAUGUAUACUAAUAACGUUAUUAGUAUACAUCUCUAUGGUAGUACUAUGAUUAUAAAAAAACAAGAGCAAAUGAUGGCGCUGUGCAAAUAUUGUUAAUUGACAGGAAAGUUACAAACAAAAUUCUGACAGGCCUUUGUCCAAAACUUUUAUUUUGGUUUCGUUUUCUGAGAAAAUUGAAUUGAGAACAAUUAGAGUAAGAAUAAUCGGUACUGAAUUACUUUCAUCAUCAAUAAACUAUGCAUCUGUACAAUUCCGGGUAUCCUGACCAAAAGAAAAAAAGAAAAGACAAGCAAUAAUGCUGUUGGGCGAAAGAUCGAAAAACUCAUAAAAAAACAUUGUUUUCCGGUAAACUUUUUCAUGUAAUGUAUAUAAUGAAUUAUAUUCAGUUGAUAUAUCACGCAAUUGAAUCUCGCAUACAUAAUUUAAAUAGGUCUUUCAAAGUGGCUAUUAUUAUAUCUAUUUGUUUUCAUAUGUCUUUUUUUUACUUUCUGCAUCAAACAUGAAAAUAAUUUUUGAAAGGAGUAAGAUUUAAAAUCUCCCGAGAUAAUCAAUUUUUAGAUCGGAUGAUUAUGCCCAUUAUAUCUAUUAAUAAACUUAAACUUUCUGAGAUCGUUUCUUUGAAAUCUAUCUUACUAAUUUAGUAAUUACCAAGGAGUGUGUUGUACAUGUACAUGCCUAUCAUAGCUGAAUAUAAUAUUAUACAUGGUAUCAGGCAUAUGAAGUCACUCAUGUAAAUACAAUGUAUGGUUAUGGUUGAAUCUGCUAUUAAAUGUAACCUUUCUAUACAAAAUAAUAAUUCGUUGUUAUUUUUACUGUGGUAUUUUUUGUAGGAGUUACAUUUAUAUAAAAUAUAAUUAGACAAUAUAAUUCCAAACUCGACACAUAUGAUUUAACUUAAGUAACGUAUCAUUUAGCUUUCUUGUUUAAUUGUGAGAUGUUACGAAUGUCAUAUUGUAUAUUUGAUUUUGUUUUCACAUUUACUUUUAUUUAAAAUGCCAAAUUAGUAUUUAAAUUUUUUAUCAAAGUGGUUCUUAGCUUCCAAAAUGCAAAUUCAUGAAUGAAUUUCUAUCAAACCUGUAGUUAAACCAUCAGAUGAAAACCCAGGGUAAAAGUUUAAUCAGAAUACACUGUUGAGAGAGGGGGAUGUUCUUAUCUAAAUUUGUCAAAUUUAGA